AUGAAAGAAUCACAAGGAGAGAGAAGUGAGGGAAGGGGAGAAGAAAAUGGGAGAUUCAUGGUUGAUUCCUGUGUUGAGAAAAUAGAGAAAGAGAAAGAAACCGAAAAAGGAAAAGAGGAAACAGGUGAUCGACGUUUCGAGAAGGGAGCAUAUUCCGGCGAGACUACCGUAAACAAUGAGUAUUCAGUCGACGGUACUGUCAUAGUAGCUGCUUCUCGUCUCCGGAGGAAUUCAAACCAAACCGAUCCGUCUGAUAUCAAAAAGAGGCUUUUGCUCUCGUCUUUCAUGGCGAAGGACCAACACUUGCGGCCUUGGUUUCUGGAUCUCGUACCGGCUUUGGUUAUUUUUCUUGCUGCAGCUCAUGUCAUCGCCUUGGGUUACUGGAUUUACAGAUUGGCCACUGAUCGUCGGCCUCAGAGAGGAAAAUUUCACUAA
Messenger RNA from Microthlaspi erraticum, 435 nucleotides. The record is from the annotation of a GenBank genome assembly. Lineage: Eukaryota; Viridiplantae; Streptophyta; Magnoliopsida; Brassicales; Brassicaceae.